GUUAUUGUUGUUCACGAGGCAGAUCGAGUGUAAUAUUGCCCCGAUUAUAUUGAUUCCUAUUUCCAUAUCAUAAUUAGUAAAUAUUAUUGAGAUCAGUUUGAGUUCUAUUUCGACUCGUAACGGUAGUAUUGACAGAGUGAGUCGCAAUAGACAUUUCCAACGUGUAAGAUGGAAACUAGUGGUUUAUUCAAUCCUGCUGUUAGAGUGAAAGUCGAGCCUUGUGAUGAUUUGCUUACCCAAAAUAAUUAUGAAACCAUCAACGAGAUACCCGUAACUGAAAAUGUCAAGUACGAAAUGAUUCUUCAAGAAAACUUGACCCGAGAGGUUCAAAAAUAUGACGAAUAUCAAGAAAAUGACGACUUGCAAAUCGAGUUGGAAUGUACAGAUAUGAAGCCCUAUUUAUUGACAGUGGCGAAAAUUGAAGAUUAUUCUCCAAAUUUCAGGCCACAUAGCGAUGUUUAUAAAAACGGAAGCAAAAUAAAACUCGAAACUGACGGGACAGUGAAGAAAGAAAUUUUUAGCGAAGAAGAAUCUAAUUUAAAUUCAGGACGUGGACUCAGCGAGAAAAAUGAAACAGGAAAUGUUUCAAAAGAGAUGAACUACGAACAUAGGCUAAAAACUCACACUGAAUCAGCCCGUAAUGGCAAUGUUACACCUGCAUGUGAUGUAUGUAGAAAAUCAUUUAGAUUUAAGAGUUUUCUCCAAAGACACAUCAAUGCGGUGCAUCGUAAAAUAAGGCAUGCAUGCGAUAUAUGCCAAAAGACAUUCUCAUCCAAGAGUAAUCUCAAAACUCACAUCGAUUCGGUGCAUAAUGAUGUUUCACAUGCAUGUGAUAUUUGCGGAAAAGUGUUCAUACUAAGAGGUCAUCUCAAUAGGCACAUCGAUUCGGUACAUCGUAAAAUAAGGCAUACAUGCGAAACAUGCCAAAAGACAUUCUCAGCCAAGAGUAGUCUUAGAAAUCAUAUCGGUUCGGUGCAUAAUAGUGUCCGUCAUGCAUGCGAUAUUUGCCCAAAGAAAUUCUCAGACAAGGGUUAUCUCAAAAAGCACAUCGCUUCGGUGCAUAAUGGUGUCACAUAUGCAUGUGAUAUUUGUGAAAAGACAUUCACACGGAAGGGUCAUCUCAAAAUCCAUAUCGAUAUGGUGCAUAAUAGUGUCCGUCAUGCAUGCGAUAUUUGCCCAAAGAAAUUCUCAGACAAGGGUUAUCUCAAAAAGCACAUCGCUUCGGUGCAUAAUGGUGUCACAUAUGCAUGUGAUGUUUGUGGAAAGGCAUUCGCAGGCAAGAGUAAUCGUAAAGCUCACAUUGAAGCGAUUCACAAUGGUGUCAGACAUGCAUGCGAUAUUUGCGGAAAUGUUUUUACACGAAGAGGCGAUCUCAAAACUCACGUCGAUUCGAUGCAUAAUGGUGUCAGGCAUGAAUGCAAUGUUUGCGGAAAGAAGUUCACACAAAAUGGUUCUCUCAAACGUCACAUCGAAUCAGAGCAUAAUGGUGUCAGGCAUGCAUGUGAUAUGUGCACAAAGAAAUUUACUGCGAAAAGAAAUCUUAAAGCCCAUAUCGAUGCGGAGCACAAUGGAAUCAUCCACACAUGUGAUUUAUGUGCAAAAAAAUUUAAAUAUCAAACUCAUCUCAAUAAACAUGUCAAAUCCUCGCAUAGUGGUAUCAUACAUUCAUGCGAGACAUGCGGCAAGACGUUCGGACAGAAAAGAAAUCUGAGAGCUCACAUCGAUGUGGCGCAUCGCUCGCUCAAUACGAUCUAAUAAAUGUUUAAAAUUUAUGUUGAAUUAAGUUACAAAUCAAAAUGUAAGAUCAAGAGUAUCU
Molecule: messenger RNA, 1816 nt
Organism: Trichogramma pretiosum
Lineage: Eukaryota; Metazoa; Arthropoda; Insecta; Hymenoptera; Trichogrammatidae
Product: gastrula zinc finger protein XlCGF57.1-like
Exons: 3
Coding region: 169-1755 (528 amino acids)
Cellular component (GO): nucleus
Source: RefSeq, a predicted model, not a curated record